AUGGGUGGUUGGGCUAUUGCUGUGCACGGUGGAGCGGGCGUCGACCCGGAUCUACCUCUGGAGCGCCAAGAACAAGCCAAGAAGCUCCUCACUCGCUGCCUCAAUCUCGGAGCCUCUGCUCUGCGUGCUGAUCUUGCUGCCAUUGAUGUUGCUGAACUUGUUGUUAGGGAAUUGGAAAAUGAUCCGUUCUUCAAUUCCGGGCGCGGAUCCGCCCUGAAUGAAAAUGGCAGGGUUGAGAUGGAAGCCAGCAUUAUGGAUGGAUCUGGAAGACGAUGCGGCGCCGUAUCGGGUUUGAGCACCGUCAAGAACCCGAUCUCGCUCGCCCGACUCGUGAUGGAUAAGUCCCCUCAUUCCUACCUAGCCUUCUCCGGAGCCGAAAGCUUCGCCAGGCAACAGGGCGUUGAGCUUGUGGACAAUGACUAUUUCAUCACGGAGGAAAAUGUGGGCAUGCUCAAGAUGGCCAAGGAAGCCAACACCAUCUUGUUUGAUUACAGGGUACCACUUGGGAUGGGGAGCCCGAUACAGAUGAUGAACGGGCUCCCCAUAAGCGUGUAUGCACCCGAGACAGUUGGAUGCGUUGUCGUGGACAGCCGUGGCCGCUGUGCCGCGGCUACCUCGACCGGUGGGCUCAUGAACAAAAUGACAGGUCGCAUUGGGGACUCGCCACUCAUUGGGGCUGGUACCUAUGCUUGUGACCUCUGUGGAGUGUCUUGCACAGGAGAAGGAGAGGCCAUCAUCCGUGGGACACUGGCGCGUGAAGUUGGUGCUGUUAUGGAGUACAAGGGUUUAGGCCUGGAGGAGGCUGUGGACUUUGUGAUCAAGAACAGGCUCGAUGAAGGAAAGGCCGGACUCAUUGCUGUGUCCAACAAAGGAGAAGUGGCUUGUGGGUUUAACUGUUGUGGAAUGUUUAGGGGGAGUGCAACCGAGGAUGGGUUCAUGGAGGUUGGGAUUUGGGAUCAAUAG
Argentina anserina (silverweed cinquefoil) is the source of this 963-nucleotide messenger RNA. Its product is annotated as probable isoaspartyl peptidase/L-asparaginase 2. The record is from RefSeq and is a predicted model, not a curated record. Bases 1 to 963 code for a protein of 320 amino acids. Gene Ontology annotation, molecular function: hydrolase activity. The transcript has a single exon. Lineage: Eukaryota; Viridiplantae; Streptophyta; Magnoliopsida; Rosales; Rosaceae.